AUGGACGCUAAGCACAGUGUGCAUGCAGACACGGCAGGAGACUGGAGUGCUGAUGCAUGCCGCACUGUUGCACAAGCACUCACAUCGUCACUGGACUUGGGCUUGUAUCGAGAUGCCAUUGUCGACACAAUGGUAUGGAUGCAUGUGGUGGCGGCUGACCUUGGGGAGCGCGUACGAACAUGGACAGGCCGGCAAUACCACCGAUCACCACAACACAUACUUGCCAUGCUGCAUAGUUUCAGCGCUAUUAUGCGCGAGCAGUACGAGCAACUUGAGGAUCAGCAACGGUUCCGGCUCAUGGGACUGGAAAAAUUGCAUGCCACUGUGGCUCAGGUCGAAGACAUGCAAGCCCUACUAUCGACGAAGCGGACAAGGCUCGAGGCUGCCAAUGUUGAAGCGAACGAUCGCUUGCAGCUUAUGGUGCAGCAGCAACAAGCGGCUGAGACGAAGCGCGAGGCUUCGAUAGCAUUGCAAUCAGCACUGCAGCAGCAAGAAGCAGAUAUGGCACAGCAACGAGCAUCUGUGCUGCAAGAGCUUUCCGAAGCAGAACCGGCUCUCCUCGAUGCUCAAGCGGCCGUAAGCAAUAUUAAGAAGCAGCAUUUGAGCGAGGUGCGAUCUAUGACGAAUCCGCCAGCGCCGGUAAAGCUGACGAUGGAGUCGGUAUGCAUGCUACUGGGCCAUCGCAUUGAUGGAUGGAAGACGGUACAGAGUCUGAUACGACGUGACGAUUUCAUCUCAACCGUCGUACACCUAGACACCGCGUCGAUUCCGCAUGCACUGCGUGAGCGCCUGCAGCGUGAGUACCUAAAUCGGUCCGAGUACAAUCUCGAGAGCAUUCACCGUGCGAGCACGGCCUGUGGUCCGCUAGCGCGUUGGGUGCUUGCACAGGUGCAUUACGCACACAUCCUCGAGCGUGUUGAGCCACUGCGUGCGCAAGUACACACCCUCGAAGCACAGGCAGCUGACACACGGUUAGAAGCGUCUCGCGCGGACACGACUGUCGCAGAGCUUGAGAAUAGCAUUGCCGAGUACAAGCGCGAGUAUGCAUCAUUGAUCAGUGAGAUUCAGGCACUCACGAAUGAGCUGCAAGCCGUCGAGGCGCGUGUGGCUCGUAGUGUGCGUCUGCUGGACGGUCUGAGCUCUGAACGCGAGCGCUGGGAGCAGGGACGCCAGACUUUCGAUGCCCACAUGCAGACGGUUGCUGGCGACAGUCUGAUGUGCGCAGCGAUGGUGGCGUAUGCGGGGUUUUUCGACCAGGCAUGUCGCGAGGCUUUGUGGCGUGCAUGGCUUGCGCGUCUUGAUGCAGUGCAUGUGCCUGUUCGACGAACACUUUCUUUUGCCGAUACGCUCUCAACGGCAGACGAGCGGGCCGCUUGGCAUGAUGCGAUGGGCUUGCGCAGCGAUGCAUUGAGCAUCGACAAUGCUGUGAUACUACAGCGAUGUACGCGAGUGCCGUUGCUCAUUGACCCGUCCGGCCAUGCUGUGUCGUUUGCUUCAGCUUUGUACGCAUGCGCACAGCCGGCCGUCACGUCGUUCCUUGAUGGUGGGUUUGUGCAGGUGUUGGAGCGUGCGCUGCGGUUUGGGACACCGCUCAUUAUUUCCGAUGCUGAGCACUUAGAUCCUGUGCUGAUGCCUGUGCUGAAUGCCGAAAAGCGGCGUACAGGCGGCCGAACGCUUGUUCGUGUUGGCACAGCGGACGUCGAUUGGGCGCCGUCGUUCUGUCUCGUGCUUACAACCCGCUACGCGGGCGUUGUGCUGCCGCCUCAUGUGUUUGCGCGCGUGCAAGUCAUCAACUUUACUAUGACACGCAAGAGUCUCGAAGCGCAGGCUCUCAGCAAGAUCCUGCACUAUGAGCGCCCAGAUAUUGAGGCGCAGCGAGCGGAUCUUGAACGUAUGCAGAACGAAUUCAAACGACGUCUUUUACGCCUUGAACAUGCACUCCUGACGGCCCUGAACGAGGCUCAGGGCCACAUCCUCGAAGACGACCACGUCGUCAGUACACUUGAAACACUCAAAGCCGAGGCGGAUGACAUCUCUCGCAAAGCAGCGUCGACUGAGAGUAUUGUUCGCUCUGUCGCCGAGGCGACGCAUGCGUACGAACCACUAGCCAGCGCAUGCAGUGCUCUGUACUUUUUGCUCGAGCACAUGCAAUCGUUACACGCGUUCUACGCAUUCGAUAUGCGUCUCUUCGAGCGACUGCUUACAGACGUUUUGUCGCACCGCUCGUUUGCACAAGACACCGAAUCGAGACGGCAUGCCCUCUAUGAUACCAUCUUUGUCGCUACGUACCGGCGAGCUGCUCCUGCGCUCCUGCAUGCAGACCGGCUUGUGCUCGCCAUCGCUCUUGCGCAGCUGUACUGCCGCGCAGGCCCGCGCGCUGGUGCUCUGGAUGGUGCAGACUUUUUCUCUCUGCUUCAUGGCUCGGACACAGCGACACUGCGGCUCGCAGCGCACGACGAAAAAGCUCAUCCGGACGCCUGGCGUACGUGGACAUCGCAAGCGACGCCAGAGCUUAUCGAAUCACCCUUGCCCCACGCACCCGAUGACGAGAUUGGUGCAUCCGUUCGCCAAGCCCUGCUUCUACGCACGUAUCGACCGGACCGCCUGGAGCCCGCUCUGGUCCGUCUCGUGCAUCAUGUCUUUGGUGCGCCACUUCUCGACAUGCCGCUUCUUCCUUUGCAGGACAUAGUUGAGCAGGUGUCGAGCGAUACACCACUUGCUCUGUUUGGUGUGGCUGGGUAUGAUGCAAGUGGCACCGUCGAGUCGUGCGCGGCAUCAUUGAAUGUGUCAUGUGCCCAAGUGGCUCUUGGUUCACCAGAGGCUAUGGCUCUCGCUGAUCGUGCGAUGGCGUCCGCAGCUCGUUCUGGCUCAUGGGUCCUGGUGAAGAAUGCCCAUCUUGCACCUACAUGGCUUGCACAGCUUCCCGCACGUCUUGCUGCUCUCUGUCCACAUGAGCGGUGUCGCGUGUGUCUCACUUGCGAACUCUCGCCGUCUGUGCCGCCAGCGUUUGUACGAGCCGCUCGGAUCGUGAUGCACGAGCCCCCCGCCGGUUGCAAGUCCAUUCUUCUCGACGCGCUGCAUGCCCUGGACAUGCGCGACGUAUUAGGCGCACCAACCGCAUCAUCCGCUGCCACCCCGCCACCGCCAGAACGAGAGCGUGUCUACAUGCUAGUGGCCGUGCUGCAUAUGAUGGUGUUGGAACGCGCGCGUCACGUGCCACAGGGCUGGUCUCGUCCGUAUGAGUUUUACGACACGGACCUCGACGCUGCAUACACACUCGUUGACACAUGCUUCGCGCACGCAGCUCAGACGAAACGCCAUCUUGCGCCAGAGGAGAUCCCCUGGCUUGCGUUACGGACCCUUCUCGCGCAAGAUGUCUAUGGCUGCCGCAUGGAUAGUGAGGCGGAUCGAAAAAUGCUCGAUGCACUCCUUGCACAUCUAUUUACUCCAGCGGCGUUUGAAAGCGAGUUUGUCCUUGCCCCCGAUCUUGUACAACCGCUAUGCGCACCGGAUGGCGUGCGUCGAGAGCUGUUCCGCAGCUGGGCGGCAGCCCUGCCUGAGCCACAACCUGUGUCUUGGGUUCUUUUGGCGCCUGCUGCUGAGCGUGUCACAGCUGCGCAGCAUGCUAUACGGGCGCUCCAGCGACUCCAAACUGUGCGGCAAUGUGCUGAGCGCGAGCAGGAUAUUGUGAUUGAACACGCAUCGCUAGACCAGGUGCCGCAGCCGAGUGUGCCGGCGAUGACGACCGAGCUCGCUGCAUUCGUCGACACAUAUUUAGCCAAACUGCCUUCCGUGUUGGCUGGGCCUACAGCUGGAUCUGCCGAGUUUGGCGCCGAGGCCGAUGAUCCAUUGGGCCGUUUCUGGGCUCGUGAGCGACGCACAGCCUUCGAGUUUGGCUCUCUUGUCCGUGCAGACCUCGUGAGGGUGUCCGACAUCCUCGCUCAGCGUGCGCCGCGGACGAGUCCCAUGGCGGCGCUCAUCGCCUUGCUGGAACAGGGUGAUGUGCCUGUGUCAUGGCGCCGUGGAUCUAGUGUUCCUCUUGGCAGCACAUUGCGUGCAUGGCUCGAUGAUCUGUGUGCACGUGUGCAUCAUGCGACGCUCCCCAUUCAUGAGCGUGUAGAACUGGGCCAACUUUGGUCCCCCUCGGCCUACCUUACCGCCGCAAGGCAAAUGACGACGCGCGAGACUCACGCGAGUCUUGAGCAGCUUGAAUUGCAUUGGGUCUUGGACUCUGGCAGUGCCCCGCCACACUCGUUGAAAGACGCAGCGUGGUGGCCCAUUGGAUCGUUGUGGCUCGAUGGCGGCGUGUGGAAAGACGGAUGUCUGCAUCUCAACGAUGGGGCCUCGACGAGCGUUUCACUCAAUGCACUUUUAUGGACGUGUCGCAAGGAAGCCGACUCGCCGCCACAGAGCUCUGAGCCAUUCCCGCAACUCAGCGUGCCUGUUUUCCUCGAUGCACAGCGACAACAUUUCCUCUGCCAUGCGCAUAUACCCAUCGCGAAGGAUGCAUCGAUGGAGCUCGCAGUUUUGCAUGCCGUGGCCAUCCGCCUCACAUAG
This is a messenger RNA of Malassezia globosa CBS 7966, 4557 nucleotides long. RefSeq lists its product as uncharacterized. The record is from RefSeq and is a predicted model, not a curated record. Gene Ontology annotation, molecular function: dynein light intermediate chain binding; minus-end-directed microtubule motor activity; dynein intermediate chain binding. Gene Ontology annotation, cellular component: dynein complex. Gene Ontology annotation, biological process: microtubule-based movement. The coding region runs from base 1 to 4557 and encodes 1518 amino acids. The transcript has a single exon. Lineage: Eukaryota; Fungi; Basidiomycota; Malasseziomycetes; Malasseziales; Malasseziaceae.